AUGGCUGCCCUACACGCUCACCCCUAUCCGGCUUAUUAUUGCCUGUCUUUCGUCCUCGGUGUUUUGGCUCAUCUGUUCGUUUUCCGCCGAGGCGAAUGGAACCUCUACGUUUUUAACAUCUUGCAAGCUUUUGCUGUCCUCGAAAGCAUUUUGGUCUACAUUGUUGCUCGAGCAGUCGAAGGUGGAGAUUCCCCUGUAUGGAAAGUCACUGCCAUAUCGUCUUGUUUCACACUAUCAGCCUUGAUGGGAUCGUCAAUUAGCAUGCUCAUCUACCGCGGCUGGUGCCACCGAUUGAGUCGAUUUCCAGGCCCCUUUUAUGCCAAGCUGUCCAACUUUUACAUUACAUUUCACGCCUUCAAAAGAUUUCGUCUUUUUGAGGAGGUGCAGCAGUUGCAUAGAAAAUAUGGGGAUAUUGUUCGCAUUGGACCUAGCGAACUAUCUAUCAUAGGUCCACGUGCUUUGCAAGCUCUCCAUUCGAACAGCUCCCCUUGUACUAAAGGCCCUUGGUACAGCAUCGAGCACCCUAUCAAAGCUUUACAGAUGACCAGAGAUAAGGAGGAGCAUGCCUAUCGACGUAAGGCAUGGGACAUGGCUUUCAGCUCCAAGGCACUUCGAGAGUAUGAAGCACGAGUGGCUGGGUACACUACCCAACUAGUUGAGCAGAUAGAGGCAUCCCAGGGUACACCGAUUGACGCAUCUUCAUGGUUUAACUUUUAUAGCUUUGAUGUUAUGGGUGACUUGGCCUUUGGAAGAAGUUUCGAUAUGCUCAAGAACGGAACAUCACACCCAUUUAUGGAACUGGUCCAUUCCAACAUGCUAAUGGCUGGUUCGCUGACUCACCUGCCCUGGAUCUUUCCACUUCUGAAACGCAUUCCGGUAUUAAAUCGGAAGAACCUUGAGUUUCAAGGGUGGCUCAAGCAGCAAGUCGACUGGAGACACAAGAACAAGCCGGAUUUACCAGAUGUAUUUUCAUGGAUACUCUCUGACUACGACGCUCUCAACAAGCCGACUGCUCAAGAUACGAUCAACUUACGCGGAGAUGCUCAGCUUAUCGCUGUAGCGGGCAGUGAUGCUACGGCGGCAUCACUUGCCUGUCUUUUCUUCGAGCUGGCGGCUAACCCGGAAGCUUGCCUUCAUCUCCAGAGAGAACUCGAUCAAUAUUACGCAGAUCACGGCAAACCAGACCAUUCAACUCUGUCAAAGCUCAGAUAUCUGCAAGCUUGUAUCAACGAAUCUAUGCGCCUCUACCCGGCUAUCCCGUCAGGCUUGCAGCGAAUGACUCCGCCUGAGGGUUUGGAUGUUGGCAGCACGCAUCUUCCAGGGGAUACUGUAGUAACAAUUCCAACCUACACGUUUAAUCGAGGCAUGGGGUCCGAUAAUAAUACUUUGCAGUCUCGAAAGGACUAA
This is a messenger RNA of Fusarium verticillioides 7600, 1407 nucleotides long. RefSeq lists its product as hypothetical. The record is from RefSeq and is a predicted model, not a curated record. The coding region runs from base 1 to 1407 and encodes 468 amino acids. The transcript is spliced from 5 exons. NCBI's taxonomy places the organism in Eukaryota, Fungi, Ascomycota, Sordariomycetes, Hypocreales, Nectriaceae. Gene Ontology annotation, molecular function: iron ion binding; heme binding; oxidoreductase activity, acting on paired donors, with incorporation or reduction of molecular oxygen.